Tarenaya hassleriana is the source of this 2171-nucleotide messenger RNA. Its product is annotated as phosphatidylinositol/phosphatidylcholine transfer protein SFH4. The transcript has 15 exons. The record is from RefSeq and is a predicted model, not a curated record. Lineage: Eukaryota; Viridiplantae; Streptophyta; Magnoliopsida; Brassicales; Cleomaceae. The coding region runs from base 72 to 1919 and encodes 615 amino acids.
GGCGGCUCGUCGAACUUAAAUUUCGGAUUUCCCAGGGUUCUCGUCUCUUUUCGCUCGAUCGAUUCUAUUCUAUGUCGGGUCCUCUGGAUCGAUUCGCCAGACCUUGCUUCGAAGGCUGUUCUAACAAUGACGAGAGAAGAGAGAGGAAGUCAGAUUUUGAAGCUUCAGAGGAUGAGAAGAGAACUAGAAUCGGUAACUUGAAGAAGAAAGCAGCGAAGGCUUCAAGCAAAUUCAGACAUUCGCUGAGGAAGAAAAGUAGGAGGACAACCAGUGAUCGUUCUCUUUCUCUUACCAUCGAAGAUGUACAUGAUGCCGAGGAGUUGCGAGCUGUGGAUGAGUUCAGACAAGCACUCAUCUCGGAUAAUUUGCUUCCUCCCAGACUGGAUGAUUAUCACAUGAUGUUGAGAUUUCUGAAAGCAAGGAAAUUUGAUCUUGGAAAAGCGAAGUUAAUGUGGGCCAAUAUGCUCCAGUGGAGAAGAGAUUUUGGUACAGAGACAAUUUUGGGGGAUUUUGAGUUUACUGAACUGGACGAAGUUCUCAAAUACUACCCUCAGGGCUAUCAUGGUGUUGAUAAGGAAGGAAGACCUGUUUACAUAGAAAGAUUAGGAAAAGUAGAGCCAAGCAAACUCAUGCAAGUCACCACUCUGGAACGAUAUGUGAGAUAUCAUGUUCAGGAGUUUGAGAAAACCGUUACUAUUAAGUUUCCAGCUUGCUGCAUUGCUGCAAAGAGACACAUUGACUCCAGCACAACAAUUCUAGAUGUUCAAGGCGUGGGUUUUAAAAACUUGACUAAGCCUGCUCGGGAUCUCAUAAUGCAUCUGCAAAAGAUUGAUAAUGAUAAUUACCCUGAGACACUUCGCCGUAUGUUCAUCAUCAAUGCUGGUUCUGGUUUUAAGAUGCUCUGGGGUUCCAUCAAAUCUUUUCUCGAUCCAAAAACGACCGCGAAGAUACAUGUCCUUGGUAGCAAGUACCAGAACAAAUUACUUGAGAUAAUUGAUGCAAGUCAGCUGCCAGAUUUUCUUGGCGGAACAUGCACUUGCACUGAUCAGGGUGGUUGUAUGAGAUCAGAUAAAGGGCCCUGGAAAGACCCUGAAAUAUUGAAGAUGGUUCGUAGUGGUGGGACGCUUUGUAGGCAUGCGAGUGCUAUCUCGAACAAUGACCCACAGGUAUCCUCGCUUGAUAAGUCAUCUUGUUCUCGGAUAAAAGUUAGUGACACUUCAACAGCGGAGUCAGGGUCUGAAAUGGAUGAGAUGGCUUCUCCGAAAGUAAACAAGAACAACCUUGUACCUAAGUUGACUCCUGUUACUGAAGAUAAUCGGGUCAAUGGAAGAUCAAGUCCUCAUUUUUCAGAGUAUGAGGAGUGUGUACCGAUGGUGGAUAAAGUUGUGGAUGUAUCUUGGGAGCCCCAUGGAAAGCCAAUUGCUUUAGAAGGUACAACUUCAACAUCUGGUUUGGAGAGUACAUGGAUGGUUAGUUAUAUAUGGAGGUGGCUAACCACAGUCUUCAUGACCUUGCUUACUCUCUUCGUGCCUCUGGCUCCACCAGAGACGAAAGGACAGUCUCAGUCCGAUUCUUCGAGCACUAGAGCUGACAUGGGUGAUGAACCAAUUGAAAAGGAGUCGCGCCCUCCAUCACCGGCUUACCCAACUAUCUCCGAAAGAGAUCUCCUUUCUUCUGUAGUGGUUCGACUAGGUAACCUCGAGAAAACAGUGGAAACCCUUCAUUCAAAGCGAUACACAAUGCCUCAUGAGAAAGAGGAACUGCUAAAUGCUGCUGUUUAUCGCGUGGAUGCACUAGAAGCCGAACUUAUUGCUACCAAAAAGGCGUUACAUGAGGCAUUGAUGAGGCAAGAAGAACUUCUGGCUUACAUAGACAGGCAGGAGGAAGCGAAAUACAAGAAGAAGAAGUUUUGCAUGUGAAGAGAAGUUGGGUAAUGAGGUAAGGCAAAGUGUUCGUUCCUUGCUUUGAGAAGUAAUUUAUGUUAUGGAUAGGUUUCUGUUUUUAUAGUUUGUUAGUUCGUACCCCACGGAAUGAUGGUAAACCCGUUAGGUCUCAUUAGCCAAAGGUUUCGUGCUUUUAGCAAGUGGAGGAGACUGUCUCGUGUUGAGAUUUACAUACGUGUGUGUGUAUACAUAUAUAUAUAUAUACAAUAAAACCAAUGCUUCGUGAUU